Molecule: messenger RNA, 666 nt
Organism: Lucilia cuprina (Australian sheep blowfly)
Lineage: Eukaryota; Metazoa; Arthropoda; Insecta; Diptera; Calliphoridae
Product: cytochrome b5
Exons: 4
Coding region: 1-480 (159 amino acids)
Cellular component (GO): intracellular membrane-bounded organelle; membrane
Molecular function (GO): heme binding
Source: RefSeq, a predicted model, not a curated record
AUGAAUACUUAUUUUCCACUACUGUUAACAAAAAAAGAAUUGUAUUUUUUUCCAUCAGUCAUAGUCAUAUAUUUGGCACAAUUUUAUUUUUUACAUUCACUACGCAUUACUGAAGCAAAUAGAAACAAGAAAAAAAUGGUCGAAAUCACUUUAGAAACUGUAAAACAGCACAAUAAACCCACUGAUUUAUGGAUAAUAAUUGAAAAUAAAGUUUAUGAUUUAACCAAGUUUCGCAGUGAGCACCCUGGUGGUGAGGAAGCCUUAGAUGAGGUAGCUGGUCGUGAUGGCACUAAGGAUUUCAUUGAUGUGGGUCACAGCCAAGAAGCCAGAGAAAUAAUGAAAAAAUACUAUAUUGGAGAUUUAGCUGCCAAAGAUUGUAAAAAUAAGCUGCCACUCAGGGAAAUUGGUAUUGCCGUUGGCGCUGUGGUUAUUGGAGUUGCUGCCGUAUUUUUAAUAAAAAAGGCUUUAGCCAAAAAUUAGUUUAAAUAAAUUUCUAUUAAUUUUAUAGAAAAGAACAUUAUGUCAUUCCCUAUGUUGAUAAAAUCCAUAAAAAAGUUUAUUAUUUUUAAUGUUAUAUUGCUGUGGUUGUUGCAUAAGAAACAAAGAAAUCAUUUAAAGUGUUCAGUUUUAAAUAUAAUAAACUUUUGAAAAUGUUGCUAUAAAUAA